UGCUCUGGUUCUAUUUGCAUAGAGGCGGGGCCUCUGGCGCUAAGAGGCCGGAACACCCAAUCAGGUGGAACCCCGGGACCUCUACCUCGCUCCAAACGACCCUGAGGGCGAAAUCCGCCCAGAGACUUAAUUUUCAUGGGGCGGGGCCUGCUCUUUGAGUGGGGCCGAUCGCCACUUCCCCUUCCAGUCGGCUUCCGCCCGCUGGCUUCCGCCCGCUAGCUUCCGGCUUCCGUGCGGCUUCCGCCCACCUUCCUUCCGGCUUCUGUCCAGUUUCCCUCUGCCUUCGCCGGCCGCCGCCCGCAGCCAGGGCAUGAAUGCCACCGAGAUGGCGGCGAGCGCCGGUCGGGCCCCUGGACACCGCGCCCUCCUCCGCGGCACGCUUCCCUGGGGUCACUGUCUACCUGGCUGAGCCACGCAUGGGCCGCAGCCGCCAGGCCUUCCUCACACGCCCGGCUCUCUCCAAGGGCUUCCGCGUCCUGGACGCCUACAGGUCAGAGGUGACACACGUCAUGAUGGAGGGGACCUCAGCAGAGGAGGCCGUCCGCCAGCAGGAGCGCAGGACGGGCACCCGCCCGGUGCUCUUAGAUGUAAGCUGGUUCACGGAGAGCAUGGCGGCCGGGCAGCCUGUCCCUGUGGAGCGCCGGCGCCGCCUGGAGGAGGUUCUGGAGAUGCUGGCGGAGGCCGCAGGCUUUGCCGGCAGUGAGGGCCGCCAACUCUCCUUGUGCAGAGCGGCCUCGCUCAAGGCCCUUCCCAGCCCGGUCACGGCCCUGAGUCGGCUGCGUGGCCUGGCCCACUUGGGAGAACACUCGUGCGGGGUCGUCCAGGAGCUGCUGGAACACGGAGUGUGUGAGGAGGUGGAGGGAUUCUGGCUCUCGGAGAGGUACCAGGCCAUGAAGCUCUUCGCUCAGAUCUUUGGGGUCGGGGUAAGGACCGCUGACUGGUUGUACCGCGAGGGGCUGCGGACGCUGGACGACCUCCGAGAGCAGCCCCAGAGACUGACCCAGCAGCAGAGAGCAGGACUCCAGCACCACCAGGACCUGAGCGCCCCGACCCUGCGGUCAGAUGUGGAGACGCUGCAGCAGGCGGUGGAGGCAGCCAUGGGGCAGGCCCUUCCUGGGGCCACGGUUGCGCUGACUGGUGGCUUCCGGAGGGGGACGUUGCAGGGCCACGACGUGGACUUCCUCAUCACCCACCCCCAGGAGGGCCGGGAGGCAGGGCUGCUGCCUGAAGAACGCCCGGCCACGUCUGCUCUCCCCCAGGACCUGGUCCUGUUCCGCCAGCAGCAGCGCGGCCGGCAGGCGGGCGACCCCACCCACCUGCCCCGGCAGAGCCACACCAUGGAUGCCUUCGAGGGGACUUUCUGUACUUUCCACCUGCCACGACCCCCAGGGGAUGCCGUAGGGGCGCCCAGAGGCCCUGCCCCACCUGACCACCUGGUGGUCACCCCCAUCAGCCAGUUCCCCUUUGCUCUACUUGUCUGGACUGGCUCCGAGGUAGGGAGCGUGCUGCUGCGGCCACCCUGGGGUCUGGGGUUGGUGGCGCUGCUGAUGCAGUCACUCUUCCCCCAGCGUUUCGAGCGGGAGCUGUGCCGCUUCAGCAGGAGGGAGAGGGGGCUCUGGCCGAACAGCCGUGGUCUGUUUGAUCGGGGCAGGUGUACGUUUUUCCACAUGGCCUCAGAGGAAGACGUCUUCAGACUCUUGGGCCUUGAGUACCUCCCCCCGGCAGAGAAAUGCCUGACCCUAUGAGCUGGCCCUCACUUCCACUCUCUGGAAAUGGAGGGGGCCGUUUGAGCCAGACGCUAUGGGUGUUCUGGUCCCCGAAUGUUUCCAGGUGGAAGAUGCUCUGCUGCCCCAAGUCCUCACCCCUCCCAGGUGGGAGCCCUGUCUGUGUGGACCACCCAUGCCCCACAUACACCCAGUUACAGACGUCAUGAAACGAGCGUGUGGAACAAACUAAGCUGUAUUUUCUGAAUGUGUUGCCGGCGUGGGUGGCCGGGGAGCGUGGGUAUUGGUUCUGCCCAGAGGCCAGCUACGGGGUGCUGGUGAGGGUGGGGGGUGUGGACCUAAGACAGAUAGACUCCCAGUUAUUUCUCCAACAAAAACGGGCUUAUUCAGGAUCAGCAGAGAAUGGGUCUGCAACCGUGGCAAGCCGUGUGCAAGUCCCCAGCAAAAAUGGAAAGGAAAAUGCUUUUACAGAGGGGAAAAGGAAUUUGGGAAGGCUAUAGUAAACAAGAGUCCGUGGCUUUUCAUUGGCUUAGUCCUCAUCAGGACCAAAGAGGAGAUCUUUCUUUCUGUUGGGCUCUGCUGUCAUCACAGGGCAUGAGCACUCCCCCUUCUGGUUUCCCAACUUUCGAGCUUUCUGUUUAUUCAUCUUUUUACACUUCCCCUUUUGAUCAAGAUGUUUCUCUGAAAGCAUCACUAAUCUGAGUCAGGCUUUCCAGUUUCAGGGUCAUUUUGUCCCUCAGUACAAGGAAGGACCUUUCCUGGGUGUAGUGUCCCACAUGAGAGGGAAAGUGCACAGACUGGAGAUCUAUUGAGGUCAUAUUUAAGUAACGAGGAGUAGGAGGGACAACUCUUAGGCACUUUUUAUCUAAAGUCCGUGUGUUACCAAGAUCCUAAACGGUAGAGAUUAUCUGAAGCCUUAUGUAAUCAAAGGUUUGGUGACAAAAUUCCAACAGGCCUAGUCUGAAUAUCCGGAAAGCUGGCUCAUCGGAUGUCGUCUGCUUCAGUUCAGGGAAAUCUUUACUUUCGGGUCACCAGGUGAUUUGCAGGUCCAGACAGGGUUUGGUGCUUUCUUUAGGUGUGUCGUGUGAAUCCAAGAGUUGUAUUCCUUGGAGUUUUGCAGCACAAGGGUUGGAUAGCAGUACCUGAUAGCAGCCUUUCCAUCAAGGUUGAAGAGAGUCCUUCUGGAGGUGUCUUUUCCAAUAGAUGAAAUCUCCAGGUUGUGUGAUGUUUAAGGUCUUCAUCUCCCAAGAGUGCACUGUGAAAACGUUGCUUACCAAAACAGGAUUAUUUUUAAUAGAGGCAAUUAGGCCUUUGCAGUAUUGGAGUAUCUCUCUUUUUAUUAGCUGUGGGUCAAAAGAGGCAGGAGCCAAGUGCACUGGGCAUCCUGUGACUACCUCAAAGGGUGUAAAAGUUCCAAAAGAGGUGGAUCUGUGAUUUAGAAGGACCAACAGCA
Molecule: messenger RNA, 3177 nt
Organism: Kogia breviceps (pygmy sperm whale)
Lineage: Eukaryota; Metazoa; Chordata; Mammalia; Artiodactyla; Physeteridae
Source: RefSeq, a predicted model, not a curated record